AUGGCACAGAUCAAUUACUCUCGCGAUCCUCGGCUCAAGCCUGCCCCUGUCGUUGUUCUGGUGGAUUCUGACGACGAGGACAACGCGCCUGUGCUUAGGAAAUCUGUUACCUCGAACGAGGUCAUCAAUAUCGACUCCCAGAGCGACACCGACGAUGAUGGAGUUAGUUUCGCACCAGGAGAAGUUUACAAGCCGAAAGAAGAGGCCGAGUCGGGCGGAUAUGUCAAUACAGAGGAUCACGAGGAUCAGGAGAUUAUGAAUAUGGACGAGUCUUACGACUUUGGUGAGGACGUCAUGCUGGACGACGACUUUGAGGAGGAUAUGAUGCCAGACGAAGGUGACGAAGGACGCGAGCAGGAAUAUGAAUACGAGGCUGAUUAUCUUUUGGGUGGCUCCAUGGAGGUGUCACAGGAUACGACAAGAGUAGCUCCGAAGAGUAUAGACUAUAUUGACCUCAUGAACAAGUCAUACCAUGAAUCCAAGAGCCGGAACUUGUCCUAUCAAUAUCGUCUGGAAAACAGGAGUACCCAAGAGGAAUUCGGCCCGAAUGCACCUAAGCGGGUUCGAAUGGAGGUGCCGGAUGAUGUCACAAGCGUGGAGAUGGAGCGAAUAGUCAGUCAAGUAGCCAUGUACACAAACAGAGGAAAGUCAGUGGACUGGACAGCUGUGGCAAGGCGGCACGAGACGGCUUAUCAGGAGGCAUUUGAAACAGCCAUUAGACUGUAUCCCAUGACGCCUCGGCAAGCCAUUCCAAGCUGGGUACCGAUCCAGAGCAAGGUGUCCGUGCGGUCACUUUUGGGGCUGCGAGAGCUUGGUCAUCUCAGGGUACCUCUCAUCAAGGAUCAUCUGCUACUUCACACUACAAGAGCAUAUCGGCCGGUCACUAGCUUCAACUUUUCCAGUGGGAGUGUCGUGGACAUGGCCCUGAAACCCUCAACGCUUGUCAUUGAUCUGACAUCUAUCAGUAUGAAGCUGGCGAUUGCGAAUGUGGCGACUCAGGACAGUUACAACAGGAAAGGAAACCUGUUUCACUGCGAUCUUAACAAUGGGAUCUCAAAGAAGCUUGAGGGACACACGCGAUUCGAUCAACGGUUCAAUCAAGAGAUGGAGGCUACUGUCAACGACAUCAAGCUGUCCAAUUCAGAAAGGUUUUUUAUCUCAGGAUCUGAUGAUCACAAGACCAUGAUCUGGCACGCGGAGACUGGUGCCCUGAUGAACACGAUUGGUGAACACACCUCAAGAGUGACUCGCGUGGCCAUUCAGGAAUAUGCGAAGGAUAACCAAGACGUGUUCGCUACAGGGUCAGCCGACGGGACGAUCAAAAUAUAUGCUCUAGACGACGAAGGUCUGAUCAAGGUCGGGAAUGGGACGUUGGCUCGCAGUGGUGGGAGACGGUGCAUUUCGAGCAUCUGCUUUGGCUUCGACCACUAUUGGGACGUAGUGGCAGUAGGAUUCGAGGGAGCGGACGGGCAGAAGGAUGGGGCCGGCGGGAAGCAAGGCCUCAUUUCUAUAUAUGAUGCCAACCAGAUGCAAAAGUCUCUCGAUGGUGAUCUUGGCUACAGGCGUGGUGCAUUCUGUGCUACGGAGAAAAGUGUGUCUUGCCUGUCAUUUUCACCUUCAGGGGACCAACUGGUCUGCGGAACCUCAGGACGGGCCAGCGCGGAGGAUGACGAGAAGGGAGAUGAGGUGCUUCGCGUUCUAGACCUUAAAACGGCCAAGGUUGUACAGUCGGCCAUCUCUGGACACGAGGACGUGAACUUGGUCGACUUCAGUCCCUGUCAGAGGUACUUGAUCAGCGGGUCCAACACCAACGAGACGGCGGUCUUUGACCGCCGCCAUAUGAAGCGCGUGCUGCAUCGACUGAAGCAUUCGGAGAGGAACGAUGACCAAGGCCAUGCAGGCAUCACCUCUGCCCUGUGGUGGCAGACCAGCUGUGGCACCAGUCAGUCGAUGCUGAUGACCGGCGGAGGUGACGAGACGGUCAGGCUGUGGGAUCUUCGACGCGCGUCCGAAGACACGGAAAUCUGGAACCUGGACACCAAUAUUGGCCCCAUCGCGCGGAUGACCACGCCCCCCUCGAUGGAACAUCUGAUUGUAGGAUCGGAUACGGGAGCAGUGAAUAUCUACUCGAUCGAUGAUGGCAUGGUCGCCAAGUACAAGGACAAGGGUAUGAUCCUGCUCAACGACGAGGCUUAA
This is a messenger RNA of Linnemannia hyalina, 2196 nucleotides long. The record is from the annotation of a GenBank genome assembly. NCBI's taxonomy places the organism in Eukaryota, Fungi, Mortierellomycota, Mortierellomycetes, Mortierellales, Mortierellaceae.